UCUUCCUCCCACCAGGCUUGGGUCCAGCCUGUGUGGUCUGUCGCGUUGAGAUGUGCUCUCCUCCGCGGUUGCUAAGGAGAUGGGUGGUUCCAACGGAACCGCGGUCCGGGCUGAAUCGUCCCCCUCAACAGCUUGCCAUAAUUUUGUGUGCAAACCACGUGUGUGUUUACCGGAAUCAUUGCAAACAACGUGACGCGUCAGCUCUGCAGCAGCAGCAGUCAGGUCCAGUGGAGUUGCAGCCAAAGAGCUGAGGAACCAAGGAUUUGACUGGAAACUGCUAGACGGGUGGACUAACGGAGGGAAGAGACACAGCCGAACAAGCAGGGGUCGGCGAAUGCUACCUGCCGAGGACGUCGGCUGAGGCUUGAUAACGGAGUAUGGCAUCAACAGGCAUGCAGAUAUUUGGAUUUGUGCUGGCGCUGCUGGGCAUCAUGGGUGCCAUGGUGGCCACUCUGUUGCCCAAUUGGAAGGUCAGCGCCGACGUGGGCUCUAACAUCAUCACAGCCAUCUCCCAGAUGCAAGGACUGUGGAUGGACUGCACGUGGUACAGCACGGGAAUGUUCAGCUGCACACUGAAGUACUCCGUGCUUUCACUUCCUGCAUAUUUGCAGACGGCCCGCACCACCAUGGUGCUGUGCUGUGUACUGGCGGCCAUGGGCCUUUGCCUUGCAUCCCUGGGACUCAAGUGCACGCGCUGGGGAGGAGGGCGGCGGUCCAAGCGGCAUGCGGCUAUUGCCAGCGGUGGUUGCUUCGUUGCAGCUGGCUUUCUUUGUCUGGUGCCUGCUUCCUGGUUUACGAACGAGGUCAUCACAAACUUCCUGGACUCCACUGUGCCCGAGAGCAAUAAGUUUGAGCCUGGCGGGGCUGUGUACGUGGCCUUUGUUUCCGCUGGGUUUCUCCUAAUGGGGGGGUCCAUCUUCUGCAUGUCUUGCUCGGGGAAAAGACAUGGCCCACAGGACUUGGUCCUGCUCCCCCCGCCUGACAAAUUGCUUCUGCAGCAACAGCAGCAACAGCUGCUCCAACAACAAGAACUUCAGCACCAGUAUUGCUCUCUCUCCCCUUUAGACAAUAAGACUGGCUAUAGCCUGCAGGACUAUGUGUAGGAAACUAGCUGGCACGAGUGGUAGACUACCGCGGCUUAUGCUACAAGAGUAGGUUGUGCUCCACACAGGUGGGGAAAAUAUGAGAGAGAGAAUAACCAGCCACUGCUCUUGCCUUUUUUCCUGUUUUGCAAGCACAAGCAGUGGAGGUAAUCCAUGAGCAGCACCUUGGAACGAACAGAGCAAAGGUAUCAGGAGCUGCACAAUCGAAGGGAGCUGCUAACCAAAAUGCAAGACAUCUUUCAUCGGUAAAUGACUGGGAGCGUUCCAUAAGCAAAGGAUUAAGCAAAUGAAGAUUUUUCCCCCACACCAAAGGUUUAAAUCAAAAGAAAAAGCAAUCACUUAGGCUGCUAUUUACAAUCGUUUUGAUUCCUCUCAAUUAACAUCCAACAGAGUAGGUUGAAAUCCUUUCAUAAAUGGCCAUAUUUUUGUUUGCUGUUCCAGUGACGUCUUGCCACUAAGCAUGCUGUGUGGAGCCUGUCUUGUGUGUUAGUAAAGCGGAAUGCCCGGUAGAAGUCCGAGACGUAACCAAGCAAUAUGCCUGUGCCUGAAAAAUGAUGUAAAGAUAUUGGUGAGCUGUAAAGUGUUCAAUGAGGAGGAGGAGGAGGAGAAGGGGGAGGAGACAUGGGCUGCUGGGCAGGCUUUGAGAAAACGCAGACAAACAGAUGCCUGCUCUCCUCUCAGCAGGUGUGGGAGACGGGGAGAAACAAACGGCAAAGAAAUUGAACCUUUGAGUGGAAUGAGCCUAUGUGGGCUGUUGUCUUAUUGCCAUCUAGGCAGAAACACCCUGUCAGUGAACUGCCCAUUCCAGCCCAUAUAACCAUUCUAGACACACAUGCACCAGUGCCCUGUCACACAUGCACACGCUCACGCCUACGUAUGAGUUUGUGUGUCCUUUUAGAAAAUAAAUGCUUGCUUUUUUGCAUGUGUUUUGCCCCAGCCAUCCUGCUCCACAGCCCCAUGGAAACCAAAUUAUUGUCUGAGAGCUGGCGCUUGUCAGCCAAGUGAUUUGUUUAUGACGGGACGUCUUUUCUUGUCUCUUCCCAUUGUGUCCAUAAGCUUCAAUCAGAGCCUGUGUGCACACUACUUAGCCUAAUCUCCCUCUUUAUUAGCCAGUAUGAAGAGGCAGCAACCAUGUACAUUUUUUUAAGAAUGCCCAAACACAUUUAGUCGUACAAACAUGAAGCCUCCUGCGCCGUGGUCGCCGGGCUCGCUACGUGGCAGGUAGCUAAAAAAGGUUUGAGUCAUUCUCUAUAAGUGACUUGUUUUCCAAGCAUGUCAACAUUGGAUCUGCACCUGCAGAAGCUCUCAAUGUCCAAAAUAGGAGCCACUUGACUGCUGCUUUUCUUACCUAGCUGUCACCAUACACUCUCCUGCUUCCGUCACAUGUCACAUGGUUGUGGCUGCUGACAGGGGAACGCUGAUGCAUGUUGAAAGCAUGACCUCCCACAUACACACAAAAAUCCCACCUCCUCAAAUGUCAGGGGCACUGUUGCUUUUUCAAUCAUUCCUGUUGUAGUGUGAGUCGAGUCUUUUUGAAAGGACGAGGGAGGUGUGGGGGAAGGAAUAUUGGAUUUGUGAUUGAGACAGGCUGUGAUGCAAAUGACCGCACACUUCCCUCCUUCUCUCUCAUUAACCCACAGCUUCCUGUGGGGGGAGCAGAUAGCUAAGCCCAGCUUGCCACCUGCAGGCCGAUGCUGGCACACCACAAGGCAUCACUGUGAGCAUCAUCUCCAGUCUUGGCAGCCCUCAGGGGCCAGGUUUCUAUACACCAUCUUGUCCCAGCAUAUCCAACAGAGCCUGCCUGCUGACAAAAACUCAGUGCCCAGGCACCAGAACCAAUGCAAUAAACAAAAAGGCUAAGAAUGUGCCAUGUCAUCUACUAAUACUGACAUUUUUGUGUUUUAAGAAUGUGCCAAAUACUGUAGUUUCAUGAUAACACAUUUUAUUACUAUCUUGACUCCUCUGUCUUUAUUUUUUUACCGUGUUGUUUGUACAUGAAUUGUACAUUAGCAAAUGUUUUAUGGAGUUGUUCUGCCAGACUAAGUCUCAAGUCGACUAGAUGCUUGUGUGCAGUCGUAGGCAGCUUUCGAGGGUUAUUUCCAAUCCUCUUUAUUCCUGAUUUCCCUAAAGCACAGUGAGAUUCACUAAGUCUGAGUGCAGAGAGGACUUGAGGGUGGUAUUUUCAAAAUUUAUUUCAGGAAUAUUUAAAACUCUGUGGCAACUGUACACAAGUGUCUAGGUGUUCAUUAAUGCUAAGGGACUUGGAAUUUCCUCAGAAUGUUUCAAUAGAAGAUACAAUACCCUGACCAUGCCAUAUCUUCUUUAUAAGAAGAAUACUCAAAUGCACCUUUUUUGUGUUACUAUUUUGGGACUAGUUUGUUUCAAAUGGUUGAGCAUUUCAAGCUCCCUGCACCAGUACAAAUACAACACAAGUGGCACUCUGGAAAAGGAAAAAGGAAAUGAUGUCUGACUGACCGCGCCAGCAGGGAGUUGUGAACAAGCGGUUCCUCUUUUUUGUGUCUGUGUAGCUUGAUAUCAGCACGCAAUUUCAUUAGCUUAGAAAUGGGCUGAGUGCAAAGUUGUUCUAAGAGUUACAAAUGUGAAUAGGAAAUGUACCAAGAUAGUAUGUUUUUGAUAAACUGCAGCUUAUUUUUGUGGAUGCUUUAGCACUUCUUAUUUUGCCAGAGCAUAUUUGUGAUGAUGAGCAGCUCACAAGUUCUGAUACAGUUGUCUCAAUGUGCUUGUGCAAGUAGUUCUAUU
Messenger RNA from Entelurus aequoreus (snake pipefish), 3863 nucleotides. RefSeq names its product claudin-20-like. Gene Ontology annotation, cellular component: plasma membrane; bicellular tight junction. The transcript is spliced from 2 exons. Bases 378 to 1103 code for a protein of 241 amino acids. Lineage: Eukaryota; Metazoa; Chordata; Actinopteri; Syngnathiformes; Syngnathidae. Gene Ontology annotation, biological process: cell adhesion; bicellular tight junction assembly. The record is from RefSeq and is a predicted model, not a curated record. Gene Ontology annotation, molecular function: structural molecule activity.